AUGAAGAUAGAAGAGCUCUCGGGCGAUUUCGCAGAUUCGGUGAACAUUUCUGAAGGUCACACCGCCAGCAAAAAUGACGCGCCGAUCCCGGGACCAGACCUCCUCACCCAAGCAAUGAACGCUUUUGCCUCGAAUGCGACACCAACGACAAACGACGAUGGCAGCGCGGGCCCCCAACUCCCCCCAGGAUUCGCGGCAAUGCGCAACAAAUCUGGCACCGAAAUUCUCGAGGAGCUUAACAAAUCCCCCCUGUUCAUGACAUCUCUCGAAGAAAAUGACGAUGUAGAAGCCCUGAAAGCCCUAGCGUAUGAAGGGACGCCCGCCGAAGUAUCACAAAGCUUCAAAGAACACGGGAACGAGACAUUUAAACAAAAAGGGUGGAAAGAUGCGAAGGAGUUCUACACCAAAGCUAUACAAGUUCUGUUGAUUGAGGUGCGGAAACGGCAAAAUUCCUCUAAAGAAGAGAAACAGAACGAGGAUGUUGAGGAGGUGAUGAAGGAGAUUAACAUUUUGGAAGCCUGUUUGGUUAAUCGUGCAGCAUGUCAUCUGGAACUCAAGAAUUUCCGCAGCUGUACGAUGGAUUGCGGUAGUGCUUUGAGGAUUAAUGGGAGGAAUGUCAAGGCUUAUUAUAGGUCUGCGAGGGCGUUGUGGAGCUUAGGGAAGAUUGUAGAGGCCGAUGAUGCAUGCGCCAGGGGAUUGGCUAUUGACUCUGAGAACGUGGCAUUGAAGGCUGUGGCAAGGGAUAUUAUCAAGAAGAAUGAAGAGGUUUCUGCGACAAGGAAGAGGGAGUUGGAGAGACAGCAGAGAAAGUGGCUUGAGGAACAGACGCUAAAGGCUGCACUGAAAGCGAGGGAUGUGAAGCUCCUGGCAACGACGCAACCUCCCGAGAUGGAGGACGCGAAGAUCGAGCUUGUUCCUGACCCAGUGGAUCCCACUUCCACAUUAAGCUUCCCCACUGUCCUGCUGUACCCGUUGCAUCUGCAGUCGGACUUCAUCAAAGCUUUCAACGAGACGGAGACCUUGACUCAUCACUUAAGUUACAUUUUACCCCUUCCCUGGGACAAGGAAGGUGCUUACACACCGGCGAGCGUCGAAUGCUACAUAGAAACUGUGAAAGGUGGUUUGCUUAAAGUGGGAAAGAAGGCUGUGCUGUUGAAAAUUCUGUCUUCUGAGAAUGUGGCGGUCACUGAUGAAGUUGUCAAGAUUUUUGUUGUCCCGAAAUCGAAUGCAGACACAUGGGUGCAGGACUUUAAAAAGAAAAAGGCUGCUGAAAAAUCAAGCUGA
Messenger RNA from Venustampulla echinocandica, 1284 nucleotides. Its product is annotated as TPR-like protein. The record is from RefSeq and is a predicted model, not a curated record. Gene Ontology annotation, biological process: protein folding. Lineage: Eukaryota; Fungi; Ascomycota; Leotiomycetes; Helotiales; Pleuroascaceae. The transcript has a single exon. Gene Ontology annotation, molecular function: Hsp90 protein binding. The coding region runs from base 1 to 1284 and encodes 427 amino acids.